Messenger RNA from Ilex paraguariensis (yerba mate), 870 nucleotides. NCBI's taxonomy places the organism in Eukaryota, Viridiplantae, Streptophyta, Magnoliopsida, Aquifoliales, Aquifoliaceae. The record is from the annotation of a GenBank genome assembly.
GAAGGCCAUUUUGUCAUAAUAAAUUAGUGAUUUUAAAUGUAAGAAUUAAACUGAAACUCAAUUAAAUUUUUAAGGAAUUCAUUGUUAAAAUUAGAAUUUUAAGAACUAAAUGGGAAUUAAGUACAAACUUUUAAGGGUGUAAAUGCUUUGGGUGCCAAACCAUUGUAGAUUUGAUUGAUUUGGGCUGGUCAGCCCGCCGAGGGGUUCCAUCAAAUUCUUAAGCCUCACCCAUUCUUCUCUCUCUCUUUCGUACAUUCCUUUCCAUGGCUCGCAAACGGCUUCAAGAAGCUAAAACAGGGAUCUUCUUCGCCCAGAAGUACCUGAAGAAAAUAGGCUUAGGGAAAGAGGACUACCAUUUCUGGAAGCAGGUAGGAAAGGCCUUACUAUGCACAUACACUCUCUUCGGCGCUGCGUGGUUAUACAACGAAACUUCGCCGCUUGGUUGGUUUAACCUAAAGAUAAGGCCAAAGGAAGAGAAAGAGUUGGCACAUCUCUAUGAGCGCCGGAAGUUUCCAUACCCGGGCGACGAGGAGGCGAUGAAGGAGUUCAUUGCAAAAGGUGGGAUGAUAGGGACGACCAUUGGCCCCAAAGGGAUUAUUGAGACGGACAAAGACGCUUAUAAUUAUCAGAAGGAGUUGCAAGACAAAAAAUUUGAGCAAGAGUCUUUGAAGCUGUGGAUGAGGAUGAGGAAUGAAGUCAUUUCUGAGAUUCAAGAAAAAGGGUAUGAUGUUGAGUGAUUGUUGUUGUGGAAAAUGCUUGUUAUUAGGUGAAGGAUUUUGUGGACAAUAGUCCUGCUACUUGUAGUUAAUACCGGAACUUAAUUUGAAGACAUAAUUUGUUAUGCUCAAUUCAACUUUAUUUAUUGCUAAG